Messenger RNA from Sinocyclocheilus grahami, 564 nucleotides. Its product is annotated as galectin-9-like. The transcript is spliced from 4 exons. Bases 1 to 564 code for a protein of 187 amino acids. The record is from RefSeq and is a predicted model, not a curated record. Lineage: Eukaryota; Metazoa; Chordata; Actinopteri; Cypriniformes; Cyprinidae. Gene Ontology annotation, molecular function: carbohydrate binding.
AUGGUAUGCAAAUCUUUCACACAGAGUGUCCCGUUCAAUAUUCCAAUCCAGGGAGGAUUGCAGGAUGGCAUGAGUAUUACUGUAUGUGGACGGGUUUGGCCAAAUGCAGACACAUUGGAGGUGAACCUUCAGUAUGGGUCUGAUGUCAUACUGCAUUUUAACCCUCGCUAUGAAGGAGGAUCUGGGUUCGUCGUGCACAACACCAAUCAGAAAGGAGUCUGGGGCAAAGAAGAACGCGAGUACAAAACUCCCGUCCCAAGAGGCCAGGUGUUUGCUCUGCAGAUCCUCGUCACCCAGGAGUCAUACAAGAUAAAUGUCAACGGGAAACCCUUCUCUGAGUACAAGCACCGUAUGCCGUUCUCAUGGGUGGACCACAUCUACGUGUUUGGAAAAGUUGAACUGAAUUUAGUUGCCUUCCAGUAUCUUGCGGACACUUGUGUUGGGGAGGAUUCAAUGUCUGUUGAGGCCCAUGUCAAUGUGCUACAAAGUGCGUAUCGGAAAACACAUCCAGACAUCUCGACUGUCCAAGACCACAUGGCACGAACAUUCUCCUGGAGACGUUGA